AUGUCCGUUAACAACAACCCCCCUUACUCCGGUCCUACGCUACGCCCCCGCAAUGCGAGAGGCACUGUCGCCGGAUCCGAGAAUCGACCUCCGAGCCCGGCACUCACCCGAGCUCACCGUCCGGUUUCCCCCGACCUGUUGUACAGCAGGGUGGUGGAGCCGGUUAUACCCAAUCAGCCCGCCGUUGUCCCGAACAACGGUGGAGAAACUGUUAGUACUCCCCGGGAGGAGGAAAGCGCAGCCCGUUUUACAACGGAGAUGACCCCAGCCCUGACCUCGUCAGUGGAUUUUUCGCCUGAGUACCAAGCUGGUCUCGAAGGGUGGACCCCUGUAACCGCCAAGACGGCGCGCACCCAUCGGACUCAGGCAGGGGCUAGAUCGGUCAGAAGACCGGCAAGCAUGGGUGAUAUUCACGUGGAUUACGUACACAACACAGUAGAUCCUAGGCACCUUACCGUGAACGUCCCAUUUUCGUCGCCAUCAGGAGAUGCGACCUCGCCUGAGGUGCUUGCUGAGGAAGGAAUGUCAGCAAAUGAGUUGAGAGCCCUAGCAAGACGCUACAAACAGCUCGCCAAGAUGGCCGAAGACCGGACCACUCCACAGGAGGAAAGGAGCGCUCCCCCCACCGCGACAGAGAAAGGCCAAGAAAGGGGCAUUCCGAUGUUUCGGCCGCUGCCAGAAUCGGGUUCUGAGGCCCGAGAACCGGCCUAUCCAGAGCAGACAGCGAAGUCGGGCCCAUCGACCGAUAAGGGCAAGGGCCCUGACCCACGAAACUGGGCCGCUGCAGGACUGUCUGAAAGUGAUUUCAGUGAGGACGAAAUCGAGCUGCAGCGGGAAGCGCUGGAGAACUACCGGGUUGCUCGGGAAAGGAGGGACCGCCGGGCAGGCCAAGACGCCGAGUACACGCCCCCCAUGGUGUCCCCUAAGAAGGAAUCCCAAUUGUCCGAUGACGAUGCGGAGAGUAACGGAGAGGGCCAAGUACCUGACGCCCGGUUCGAGCGGGAAUUGCAACGCCUGAGCGACAGAAUCUCUGAGCUGGAGCUGGUCCCUAGCCCGGGUCCGCCAGCCAGGGCGACGCGAGCGCCUUCUGGCGCCAAGCCCUGGCCUAGGGAGCCUGACGGUGUGAAAGAGACGUUGUUCUCCAGCGUCCUGCGAGGGAUGAGCAGGACCCCCCGACCGACAGGGCGAAACGGCGGCCACCCGGACGACUCCGACGACUCCAGCAGCUCGGAGAGUGAUAGCGACGUCAGCAGGGCCGGGGCCGACUCCGACGAAGACUCAGACGCGUCGACGGCUGGGUCCACGGACCCAGACAACCGCUGGAGGUCUCCCAAGCGCCGGACAAAGAGGGUAACGUCCACCAAGAUGGUCGUGAAACCAAACCCCCCCUGCCGUUACGACGGGUCAGAAGACGCCGAGAAGUACGCCCAGUUUGUUGACGAGGCAGAGAGAUACUGCAGGUUGGGGAAGAUCCCGAAGGGAGAUCAGGUCGCCAUGAUCGGGUAUUAUCUUGACGGCGAAGCGCGGGAUUACUACAACCGCCGCGUGAGAGGCAAGGAGGGGAAGUGGGACCUCAAGAAGCUACUCACGUCACUCCUUAAAUACUGCUUCUUGCCCGAUUUCCGUCUGAGACAGAGGAAGAAAUUAAAUCGGUGCUUCCAGAACGGGAAGAGCGUGAAUAAGCACGUACUUGAAUUCGAGAGCCUGCUGCUCCUCAUCGGGGCGCCCAAAGACCAAGAGCGCGUUGCGGUGUUGUGGCAGAGCUUCAACGAGGAGAUACAGAAGGAGCUGUAUCGGCUCGAGCUUGAUCCCGAGACGUCUAACUGGAAGAAAGUGGUGCGGACCGCGGAGAGAGUCGAGCGAUUCCUGAGUAUCGAAUCAAAUCAAAAAAGACGGGGGCAGACGCAACCGACCACUCAAGACUCGCAGACGGCCCGCCAGAAACAACGCUUUCCGCCGAAGAGGUUCCGGGCAGCGAUGCGAGCGGCAGCGGCGGAGGUGGUAACGCCAAAGAAGACUAACGAUUCGCGACCACGCAGCGGUCGCGGUGACCCAGAACGACCAGCGGAAAGACCUUGGGAGCGGGCUCUUUCCCCUCAGAAGAAGAAAGACUUGAUGUCUAAAGGACUGUGCCUGAACUGUGAGGAGCAGGGACAUAUGGCCAGAAAUUGCCCGAAACUCACCUCCAUGAAGUCCGACACAAAGGGUAGACCACCCGGACUGAGGUCUCACGCUGUGGGUCUGGCCAGCUCGUCCCUCCAGGAUACGACGGAGGUACUGGAAUCGUUCAGCAUUGGCGUUGCCAGUUCGGAAGCAGAGGAGAAGACCUUGGAAGGCGAAGGGCGUGAGCUGGAAACGCUGCCGGACGAGGACGACCUGUCGGAUCUGAGCGAGCGAUUGGCGGGAAUGACCCUAGACCCUUGUCUGGUGGGCGACCUCGCUGCGCAGUUUGCCGCCCUCGCGCUGGAGUGCUGUCAACCCUUCCCUGGUGACGACAAGCCCCCGGGCCCACCCGUAACAGGUUCCAUCUACGUGGAACAAUGCACUGUGCCCAGUGAGUACCUUCUGGAUCCCAAGUUUAGGAUCGGCGCUUACUGGGCGCAGAAAUGUCUGGCGGAGCUCGGUCAGGACGACGAGAUGUUGCUGAAGAGCGAGCCGUUUGCGGUCGAGCUGGGCGAUGCGCCGUUGGCAAUGGCGUUGAUUAAACUCGAGGAGAUGGAGCAGGGGAGCAAAGUGGCUGGCCUGGAAUCAUCCUUCUCGGUCAGCGAUUGCGUAAAUGGUAAAUAUAAAAUACGUCACCUGGCCCACGGGGCUUGCGCGGAGCUAAGGCGAGAACACUUGCUGGAUCCGACCUUCGAUCUCAGUGCGUGGCGCAGGAACUGGCUGCAGGAAGCGCGGCAACAGCAGCAGGGUACCGCGAUGGGACCCUUGCAGUCUCGACCUAAGGACGAUCGCUUGGGUGAUCUCCUGGCGGAGGGCGCAGUCGACCACCUGCGCUUUGGAGCGCCAUAUCCGGGGGACGACCGGGCUCGGGGAGAAGCCGCCGACGCGGAAGCCGUGAGAUUCAGCGCGCACACGGUAGGCGAGAACUGCGUAAUACAUGAUCGGUUGCACAAGGCAACGGUGUACGUGAGCACGCACCAUCUUCUCACUCCCACGUUCGAGCUUGCAGGCUGGUAUGCGGCCAUGCUUCGAGAGCGCUUCGACCUGGGUGAGGGUAAGCGUACCGAACGAUACCGCGCCAGACUGGGGGACCUCCUAGCCGCUGGGACGCUAAAGUAUUUCCGCAGGAUGAGGGCAUUGGACCCC
Molecule: messenger RNA, 3309 nt
Organism: Mycena citricolor
Lineage: Eukaryota; Fungi; Basidiomycota; Agaricomycetes; Agaricales; Mycenaceae
Source: the annotation of a GenBank genome assembly